Molecule: messenger RNA, 387 nt
Organism: Caenorhabditis remanei
Lineage: Eukaryota; Metazoa; Nematoda; Chromadorea; Rhabditida; Rhabditidae
Exons: 2
Coding region: 1-387 (128 amino acids)
Source: RefSeq, a predicted model, not a curated record
AUGUCAGAGACACCGAAGAAAGACGGAAAAUCAGAGGACUACAAGAAGGCGGUGGCGAAGCAACGUCGGCUGAAAAAGUUGCGUAAAAUGAAGAUAAAAGAUCGUGCCGGCGACGUCGUCGUCAGUGACAUCUCGGAUGUUGAAGUGCAAGGAGACGGGGAGGAGGAGUCACAGGAUGCGUGGCUCAAUGAUCUUCUGAAAGCCGACGGUGAUGGUGGUGUCGCGACGAAUAGUCCGGAUACUGUGGGCGCUUCACUUCAUUCCAUGGAGACCACCGAGGAGUCGUUGGCUUCCAAAAUUUGUGCGUUCACUAGCGAAAACUCGGCACUUCUUGGCGUCGGACUCGUCACAGUGGCACUCACCAUCUUCGCACGUCUUCGUAAAUGA